AUGGUCGCUCUGCCUGCACGCGGCAUUCGCCAUGCACCAGACAAAACCUCGCCAAUAAUCUUCACCGUCGCCUCGACGACCUGCAUGCUGGCGCUCGCCUACAUGCUUGGGUCAAGGGCAAGGCAUCUACGGCUCAACAACAUAUCGCGGAUGAAUUUCGUGCGGAAACUCGUCGUCUUCAUGUACAUCGUCGGCAUCCUGUUCGUUGCCACCAUGACCAUCAUGGCCAACGGCCGCGGCGUGGUGACGUAUGCCGACUGCCACGCCGCCAUCAUCAUGUGUCUGGCCUUCUACAUGGGAAGCAAGUACCUCAUGUAUCUGUUCCUGGUCGAGCGUGCCCACGUCAUCCGGGCGCCCAGCACACGACGGCUGUCGGACAAGGUGUGGCUUUGCGGCAUGUCCAUCGUCAACCUCGGAUUUGGAGCCCUUUCCGUCGUAGGCUUCCUGUGGCCGGUGGCCCAGAUAUCCGAAAUCGACGGCAAAUGUCGCGUCGGCAUGCUGCCACGCGUGACCAUCACCAUGCUCGCCUUCGACAUCGUCAUCAACAUCGGCUUCACCGUGCUGUUCAUCUGCCUGCUAUGGCCGUUGCUGAGCUUCCACUCCAAACGCUCCCGCCCCAACGCCACCGUGAGCUGGUUCGAUCAUCUCCUGUCCCGCACGCCCAACAUCGAGAUCCGCGAAAACGACGAAGUCCGCGUCGAUGUCGGCAACGACCGCCUUCUGCGCGUGCUUCGGAAGCUGGUUCUCAAGACCGUCGUCGGCGCCUUCUUGAUCAUGUUGCCGACCACGGCAAAUCUCGCACUGCUCUUCAAGCUGGGGAACCACGAGCAGGGAUGGCUCUGCUCCACCAUCUGCUCCCUCGAUGUCACCUGGUCCGUCUGCAUCGUGCACUGGCUGACCGUCGACCACGCGGACCUCGACGGCUCCAUCGACCUACCCGCCGCCAACGCAACCGGAAAGAGCGUCACCAACACCACCACCACCACCACCACCGACACCGAACACAACAGGCUAUCGCGCGCCUCCAACUGCAGCGCGCGGCUGCAAGACGCGGCCCGCCCUUCCUUCCUCGAGAUCCCCGGACAAGCCCCGCUCGCCAAAUCCCUCACCAUCGUGACGGCCUCGGACGGGAGCGAGGCCGACGCGGAGCAGGCGACGCCUCUGGGAGCGGUGCGCAAGAGGACGAGCAUAAGCCAGAGCUCGCUGCAUCAGGUCGUGUCGGCCGAGGGGAGCGUGGAGAGCGAGGCUGGGUUGCUGACCCCUGGUCCGGCGAGUCGGAGACCGACGGGGGAGUCGUUGUCGUUUGAUCACAUUGAGCGGUUGUCGGGGCAGGCUGAGCGCAGAAUCUAG
Messenger RNA from Diplodia corticola, 1350 nucleotides. RefSeq lists its product as uncharacterized. The transcript is spliced from 4 exons. Lineage: Eukaryota; Fungi; Ascomycota; Dothideomycetes; Botryosphaeriales; Botryosphaeriaceae. The coding region runs from base 1 to 1350 and encodes 449 amino acids. The record is from RefSeq and is a predicted model, not a curated record.